AUGUCCUUCAAGUUUGCUUACUUCUGCGACUAUCUUGAGCGAUGUGAAGAGAUAACAUGUCACGAUCCUCCUCUGCCCCCGUCAGAACUAAGACCAAGACUCUAUCGUCAACAUGCCACCUGGUUCUCAACGCACCACAAAGUCAUCGACGCCUUGGAUGAACUCGGCACCGCCACAUUGCUAUCAUCCUUUCUCCCACACAGACGAAAGGAUCGCAUCUAUGGCUUACAGUCUACAUCCCUCUUGAAAUUGCUCGGUCGAUGUCUCGGCUUGAGCGCCUCUGCCAGACAAGAGCUUGCGUCAUUUCAGAAUCCUAAUAAUGGUGAUCUUGGAGAUUGCUUGCAGCGCCUUCUGAUGGCUCGUGGUCCGCCAGCUCUCCCUUUCGUCACUCUACAAGACGCAGAUGAUGUGCUGCACGCUCUUGCUGCAGGAAACAGAUUCUCCGCUCAUUCGGUCCGUCAAUCCUUGCUUCCUUCGACAAGCAUUGACACCUCCCUCUCCGAUGUUUUCAUGCGCCUCCACCCUGUCGAAGCCAAAUGGUUGGUACGACUCAUCUUGAAAGAUUUCGCUUCAGUUUCCUUAAACGAAAGGUCAAUCCUGGCCUCUGUUCACUUCUUACUUCCCGAUCUGCUUGGUAUGCAAGACAGCUUCGAGAACGCAUGCGCCGCCUUGAAGACAAACUUCGCUGAUUAUCCGAGUCGUCCGGACCCGCAAUCUAGGAAUAUUCUGAGACAGACUGCCCUUUCAUCAUUCAGACCAACUCCUGGCGUCAAGGUCAGCCGGCCUGAGUACACCAAAGCCAGGUCUAUAAAACAUUGUUUGCAGAUGACUGCUGGGGGAAAGUGGCUGGUGGAAAGGAAAUAUGAUGGUGAAUAUUGUCAGAUACAUGUUGAUCUUACCCGAGGUGAUGAUUGGCUGAGGAUAUAUUCAAAAAGUGGUAGGGAUUCUACAGAAGAUCGUGCAGGUUUGCGGAGCACUAUCAAAAGAUGCCUUCGCAUCGGUAGUGACAAGUGCAGAGUCAAGCGCGCAUGUAUUUUGGUUGGAGAAAUGGUGGUUUUUUCUGAUGUACAAGACAGCGUUCUUGGAUUUGAUGAGAUUCGCAAACACGUUUCCCGUGCUGGCUCAUUUAUCGGUGUUGAAAACGAUCCACCGCGCCAAUCGAGCGAACAUCUGAUGAUCGUAUUGUUUGAUCUUCUGUUGCUUGAUGAUGAAGACAUCUUAUCACGAUCUGUCGAGGAACGCAAAGCUCGACUAAACACGCUCUACAAGAGGGUCCAUGGCCGAGCAGUACCAGCUGAAUCUUGUGUAAUGGACUUUUCACAAGCCACUGCUGAACACAGGCUUAUGAACCACUUUGCGGCAUCGAUCGCGUGUCGUCAUGAGGGUCUGGUCCUCAAGCGCUGUGGUGUUCCCUAUCAUACACACGAUUUUUUCUUGAAUGGCAUCAAGCUCAAGAAAGAUUACAUUGCCGGACUCGGGGACGAAGCCGACUUUGCUGUCGUGGCAGCAUCGUACUCUUCCCAAGAAGCGAAGAAGCAAUCAGGUUUACGCCUCAAGUACACACAUUUCCAUUUGGGGUGCUUGUUGAACAAGAACUUACUGCAUCGAGAUGGUGUCAAGCCUGUGUUCAGGAUCGUGGCGACGAUCGCAUAUGAUCAUUGCAUGUCAAAGGAGAUCUUGGAAAGGGUCAAUAUUGAAGGAGGUAUGCUUGCAGAACCGUACAGUAAGAGAACCUCGACACUUGUUAUCGAAACCGACGGCAUGCUGCGAAUUGGGGACUACUUUCGCGAUCCAUUGGUGUUCGAGGUACUGGGCAGUUCAUACAGUAAACAUACUGGAGGCUUCUUCAUGUUACGACACCCUCGGGUGAAGAAGUUACAUCGAGACCGGACUUGGAGGGAUUGUAUCACAUUUGAUGCACUGCAAUCUGCAGCAACCGAAGCUCUGAGUGCCCCUCACGACUCAGAAACCCAAGAAAACGUUGAUUGG
Messenger RNA from Aureobasidium melanogenum CBS 110374, 1989 nucleotides. Its product is annotated as DNA ligase/mRNA capping enzyme. NCBI's taxonomy places the organism in Eukaryota, Fungi, Ascomycota, Dothideomycetes, Dothideales, Saccotheciaceae. Gene Ontology annotation, biological process: double-strand break repair via nonhomologous end joining; DNA recombination; nucleotide-excision repair, DNA gap filling. The record is from RefSeq and is a predicted model, not a curated record. The transcript has 2 exons. Gene Ontology annotation, cellular component: DNA ligase IV complex. Gene Ontology annotation, molecular function: ATP binding; DNA binding; DNA ligase (ATP) activity. The annotation marks the transcript as partial.